UUAAUCCACAUCAACCCCAACUCUCUCGAUGAGUCUCACAACGCUCUCUGGGCUAAAUCCGGUUCUCCUCUUAUUCCUUUGACAGAGUUUAGAGAGCCUGAGAUUAUGAAGAAGUACGAUGUUAAACCUGAUAUUGAAGUUCUUGACAUGCUUGACACUGCUUCAAGACAAAAAGAGAUACACAUUGUAACGAAACUGUUCUGGGGAGAAGAUGCUAGGGAAAAAAUUCUUGAUGCUAUUGAGGAUCUGAAACUUGACUCUUUGGUUAUGGGAAACAGAGGACUUGGAACCAUUCAAAGGAUCAUCUUGGGGAGUGUGAGCAACUACAUUAUGACACAUGCUCCUUGCCCUGUUACCAUCGUUAACUGUUGA
Molecule: messenger RNA, 372 nt
Organism: Theobroma cacao (cacao)
Lineage: Eukaryota; Viridiplantae; Streptophyta; Magnoliopsida; Malvales; Malvaceae
Product: universal stress protein PHOS32-like
Source: RefSeq, a predicted model, not a curated record